Molecule: messenger RNA, 630 nt
Organism: Cylicocyclus nassatus
Lineage: Eukaryota; Metazoa; Nematoda; Chromadorea; Rhabditida; Strongylidae
Source: the annotation of a GenBank genome assembly
AUGCAAGCAAUGCAGUGGUCGGCGAAUUUGAUUGGAGUGAAGCUGUACAAGAACAGAUUCUUGGAGCCUUUUUCUGGGGUUACUUUUGAAGUCAAGGUGCAACAUUCCCUGCAAUGCACACAAUGUGGUCAGUUUGAGGUCCUCCGCUUGAGCUCUUUCGAUCCUUACUGUGCAACCUAUGGAGGUCAGAUUGGAAAUGUAUUUGUGUUGCCGUUUUCGGGUUUCUUCUGUCAGUAUGGUUUUGAUGGCGGUUGGCCGAGUAUCUUGUACAUUUUAGGACUUAUGGGAGUGGUAUGGUGUGCUAUUUGGAUGUACAUGUCUUUUGAUAGACCUAUAAAUCACCCCCGAGUCUCUGAGGCAGAAAAGCAAUUCAUCACAAAGGCUGUUGAAGAAAGUGUGGGAAAACACACAGGCAAGGCCCCUAGCACACCAAAAGGUAUAAUUCUGACAUCAAGAGCCGUUUGGGGCUGGUUCGGUCACUUUGCCGGCGAUUGGGGAGCUCACACUAUGCUCGUUGCUAAGCGAAAGCCAAAUUCGAAUGAAUUGAAAAUCAUUUCUGCCGAGGUUUGGGCUUCACCGCAUCCUUUGAAACCAGGAGUAGGAGGAGUAGCAAACGCUAUAGUACGCUGA